Molecule: messenger RNA, 3828 nt
Organism: Syngnathoides biaculeatus (alligator pipefish)
Lineage: Eukaryota; Metazoa; Chordata; Actinopteri; Syngnathiformes; Syngnathidae
Gene: fes
Product: FES proto-oncogene, tyrosine kinase
Exons: 18
Coding region: 510-2966 (818 amino acids)
Biological process (GO): chemotaxis; peptidyl-tyrosine phosphorylation; regulation of mast cell degranulation
Molecular function (GO): non-membrane spanning protein tyrosine kinase activity; ATP binding
Source: RefSeq, a predicted model, not a curated record
GCGAGGACGAAUCCUUGAGGUGUUCCAGUGCCGGUGGUGUCCCCCAUCCUCACCCGCUGUGUCCUCCCUCGUCAGGAAGCUGUAAAUCUGCCGAGGGACGGCAGGUGAGAUGUUGAGCUUGAGAAGCUCGGAGGAGAGGAUUUUGGAGAUGAUGGUGCGGAAUCCAGAGCUGAAGUCCACGAACAGGAUCUUCGGGUCGUCGAGGUGUCGACGGAGCUUUCGUUGGACCGCAACCAUCUUAAUCACAGUGAUGAAUGAGUUACGCUAAAGUAUCCUAUUAGAUGUGGUUCAGAAUUCACAGUAAAAUGAAAGUCAGAAACUAAGGCCAGGUCGAAUGAGGAAGUGUGGCCUCACACCAGCACGGACCACGGAAGUAACUUAUCUGUGGCCAGAGCAGCUGCGGCACCGCCGCCGCACCACUUUUGCUUCUGUCUCGCUUGCGGUGAGAACACAAAGCUCUUGCAGUUGGCCCAGUCUCGAUUAAAAGAUUAGCGUCUAAAAGGCCCGAGAUGGGCUUCGGGGAGGACUUGGGCUGCCCUCGGGCUCACGUGGCUCUGCUGGGCCUGCUGGACUCUGAGCUUCGCAUGAUGGAGGUCAUGAAAAAGUGGAUGGGCCAGCGGGCGAAGAGCGAGAGAGAGUUUGCGGUCCAGCUGCACGACAUGGCCCUCAUGGUGGACAAGCAGGAGCGGCCUCAGACCGGAUCUGGACCGGACCACGUCAGCCAGCUCAGCAAGUCCUGGGGGGCUCUGGUGUCUCAGACGGACCUUCUGAGCCAACUCAUGAGGAGGUGUUCCGAAGAGCUGCUGGACGGACCCGUCAGCAAACUGUCGCUGCUGAUCCGAGACAAACAGCUGCUCCGCAAAUCCUACGCGGAGCGGUGGAGUCUGAUGGGGCGGGAGCUCAGCAAGGUGACCGAAACGGAUCUGGAGAAGCUGAAGAGCAGCUACAGGCAGGCGGUGGGCGACGCGGCCCAGGCAAAGAGGAAGUUCCAGCAAGCCAGUAAAGAUAAGGAGCGCGACCGAGCGAAAGAGCGCUGCGUCAAGGCCACGAUGAAACUCCACCAGGUGCACAACGACUACGUGCUGUCGGUCCGAGCCGCUCAAGCCUUCCAGCGGCAGCAGCACACCCGGAUCCAGCCCGCCAUGCUCGACGCGCUGCAGGCUCUGCAGCAGGAGAUCGUCCUCAUCGUAAAAGAGAUCCUGCAGGAGUAUUUUGACAUUUCCUCGCUCCUUCAUCAAGAGGUGGUGCAAAUCCACCAGGAGAUGUACGCCGCCAUCACAGCCAUCGACCCCCUCACAGAGUACGAGAGCUUCAUCCAAGAGAACAGGUCUGCGGGGGACGUUCCCGUUAGUGCAGAAUUCGAUUGCAGUCUUCUGGAGAACACAGAGGACUUAAAUCCUCAAGAAGUCCAGCUCAAUGACUUAACACUGGAAACCAUCCAGCACAAGCUGACCACAGUGGAGGACGAGCUGCUGGAGCUGAGCCGGUCUCUGAGCUCCCAGCAGGUUUCCGUGGAACAGCUGGAGCUGGAGUUGAUGGCCGAGGGUGGGGCGGUCGGGAACGGCCAGAGGAUCUACCAGCUGAGCAAGCGACACGCUCUGGAGGAGUAUCGGCAUCAGGUGGCCCUGUCUCAAGGCAGAAGGGCCAAGCUGGAGGUCCAGAGGUUGAUUCUGAAGACAAAGUUGGAGCAGCUGGGUGACCGAGAACCUCCUCCCGCGCUGCAGCUGGACCAGGACUCGCUUUCGCGUUCGUCCCCCACGACCGAUGAACAGAACCAGUCCGCGCUCAAGCUCCUCGGCAACGGGAUCAUCAAGCAUUUGUCUCGGGUCAGAAGCGAUCGACAGGAGGUGGAUCGUCCUCUGGAGCAGCAAGACUGGUACCACGGAGUUGUCCCCAGGAUGGAGGUUCAACAGCUGCUGCAGGUUGACGGAGAUUUCCUGGUGAGGAAGAGCCAAGAAAAACAGGGUUUCGUGCUCUCUGUCCACUGGGAUGGCUCCUGCAAGCAUUUCCUCAUUCAGAACACAAACAAUGAGUACCGCUUGGACGGGGAGAGCUUCUGCAGCGUCCCGCAGCUGAUCCAUCACAUGCUCUCCUCCCGACAGCACAUCACCCGCAAGUGUGAUAUACAGCUGAGGAAGGCGGUCCUCAAGGAUAAAUGGGUCCUGGAGCACGAUGGCGUUAUAUUGGGAAACCUCAUUGGACGGGGUAAUUUUGGGGAGGUGUUCAGUGGGACUCUGCGCAGUGAUAACACCCCAGUGGCAGUGAAGGCUUGUAAGGAGAACCUGGCACCAGAACACAGGAAUAAGUUCCUGAUGGAGGCCAGGAUCCUGAAGCAAUACGAUCAUCCCAACAUCGUCAAGCUGAUCGGCGUGUGCACGCAAAAACAGCCCAUCUACAUCAUCAUGGAACUGGUUAAAGGUGGAGAUUUCCUCUCCUUCUUGCGUCAGGAUGGACCGAGUCAGACCCCAAAGAUGUUGGUCCGGAUGACAGAAAACGUCGCGGCCGGCAUGGAGUACCUUGAGGCAAGGAAGUGCAUUCAUAGAGAUCUGGCGGCGAGAAACUGUCUGGUGACGGAGCAGCACGUCGUCAAGAUCAGCGAUUUCGGGAUGUCGCGUCAGCAGGAGGACGGGGUCUACUCGGCGGAGGGCGGCCUCAGACAGAUUCCCAUCAAAUGGACGGCUCCCGAAGCGCUCAACUACGGUCGCUACACCACCGAGAGCGACGUGUGGAGCUUUGGGGUGCUGCUGUGGGAGGUUUUCUCCAUGGGGAUGAUCCCUUACACCAGCAUGAGCAACCAACAGGUCAGAGAAGAAGUAGACAAAGGUUAUCGUAUGCCGGCUCCACGGGACUGCCCGGUGGGAGUGUCCGCGGUGAUGAGCAGCUGCUGGCAGCAUGAACCGCAAAAUAGGCCAUCUUUUCAAAAACUGAGGGUGGACCUCCUUGACAUCUGGAGGAAUGGGACAUAAUACAAACAUUUGACUCACUCAAAAAUAUGAACAUUCAUCAUUUUGAAAAGUCUCAGCCCUGACACAGAAUCAAAAUAAUAACACCAAACAAAACAAAAUUUGAACACAGAAUCUGUUCUUUUUCUUUCUUUGAAUUAACUUUAAGGUGGAAAAUAACAAUUCACAAAAGGCGACCAAGUAUAAAAUAGAAACAUCAAACUCAUUAAUAAGUUGCUGUUAAAAAUGAGAGCCUGCAGCCCAGUGGAAAACGGUGGGUUCCAGGAAUCCGCCGCUUCAUAACAUCACGUCGCAAAUAUAAUAAUGCGCAAAAAUGAUAUAAAACAAAGGGGUGGAUAGAGUAGCAAGUAAGAGUACUGUUACUUCAGAAUAAAAUGACUCAGACAAAAGCCAAAAGUAUUCCUCCAAAUAAUUACUCGAGUAAGUAACUUCUGACUUUUAAAAAAAAUAUUUAUUUCAAUCAGAGCAUGACCAUCAGAAAAAAAAUAAAUACUAAUGUGCAAAUUCAGAUCUUGCUGGGAGAAAAAAAUCACAUGCUCCAAAUUACAAGUAAAAUUUUUAUAAAAUGAUUUUUCUUGGGAUAAAAUAACCAAUGAACACAAAUUCAGCUCGAAGAAAUUAUUUUAUAUGAUAUUUUUUCCACCUAUUGCACAACACAAUACUGUAUAGGCUCACGAGGCAGAUGGUAAAAACAGGAACAAGGCUGCAGUGACUAUCAAAAGUCUACACACCCCGGUUCAAAGACCACAUUUUUCAGUUGUAAAAUAAUUUUGGACCAAGAUAAAUUAUUUAAAAACCCUUUGCACCAUUAAGGUGACCUAGAAUUUGUACAGCUGAAUGGAUUUAUUUUUGUAUCUUUUUGAGG